Messenger RNA from Anopheles merus, 3142 nucleotides. RefSeq names its product glucose dehydrogenase [FAD, quinone]. The record is from RefSeq and is a predicted model, not a curated record. Bases 998 to 2863 code for a protein of 621 amino acids. Lineage: Eukaryota; Metazoa; Arthropoda; Insecta; Diptera; Culicidae. Gene Ontology annotation, molecular function: flavin adenine dinucleotide binding; oxidoreductase activity, acting on CH-OH group of donors. The transcript is spliced from 3 exons.
CCCGUCAGACGUGCACGAUCGGUUCGUGCGUACGUGUGUACGUGUGAGUGCUGCACACCAAACCGUGGUUUUCCCAGCGGCUCCAUCGACUGUGCGACUCGUGUUUACUGCGGAAGUUUUUUUUAAAUAACUCAAAUGUUCAAAUGAAAAAUCAAGCAGUGCGAGCAACCGGGACGAAUAAAACAAAUCAUUCAGUUCGUCGUACAAAGAAACUCGCCGAACGAUCGUGCUUUUGACAUCAUCUGGUAGUUGUGUAUGUAGUUGUGUAUGUGUGCUUGUUGCAACUAGGUAACAUUCCAUUUCACGCGUGUCCUUCAGGUUGUGACGAACGCGAGCAAAAGAAAGCAGUUCCGUCCUCAUCGUGAAGCAAACGAAGGAAGAAAGUGUAAUUCGGCCUAAAAAACGAAUGUAGUGAUACAGACCAACGGGCAGACAAAGUGGUGCAUAAUGUUCUCCAGUUGUUUAAUUGAGUUUGUGAAUGUUUGAUACAGAGUAAUCGUAUUGAUUUCUAGCCAUACGGCGUUAAUACAGCGACCAUACAUCAAAUCAGCUACAAAUCUAUAUGUGGUACAAUGGAAGACGAAAAGCAACGGCAGCUUUGGAUCAUUUUUCAAAUGUGAUCGACUGACUGGCAGAAUUGACGGGAUAAGGAUUAACAUCAAUAGUAGUCUCUCUCCUUCUCCCAUUACUGUAUUGUAAACUAUCAACGUCCACGGAGCGCGUCGGGAGAGCUCCAGUUCUAGUGACGGUGCCGUAAGCUAUGUUUCGAUGCACCGUUUCAAACGGCAAGCAGGAGCAGAAAUUAAGAACUCAAACUACGCGCCACUGGCGUAAAUAUCCCAACUCCUGAUCUGCAACACCAAUACAACGCCAUCGGGCUUUGCGUACCCUUCGGUACACUGUCAACGGUACUAACGGAUUUAGUAGUAGAGUGUCAGCUAAGCGUACUACACACAGCUCAAGUGCGACCUAGCGCGUAAUUCAAAAAUAAGUAAAUAUGGUAUUCAAUGUACUGAUAGCAUCGUCUGUGAUUAAAACGGCCACCGUCGUUGGUUCUAGUCUAUGGCUCAUCCCGUUUCUGCUGGGUGCCAUUUCCUACUAUCGCUACGAUCGCGUCGAUCCGGAAUCGCGCGUCAUCAACCAGGAAGCGCUACUGCCGGAGUAUGAUUUCAUCGUCGUUGGCGGCGGCUCGGCCGGUGCAGUCGUUGCAAACCGGCUGACAGAGAUCCACCGCUGGAAGGUACUGUUGCUGGAGGCGGGCCCAGACGAGAACGAGAUCUCGGACGUGCCGUCGCUGGCAGCGUACUUGCAGCUGAGCAAGCUCGACUGGGCGUACAAGACGGAGCCAACGAACAAGGCAUGCCUGGGCAUGGUGAAUAAUCGGUGUAACUGGCCGCGCGGCAAGGUGCUGGGUGGAUCGUCCGUGCUCAACUACAUGAUCUACGUGCGCGGCAACCGAAAUGACUUUAACCAUUGGGAAUCCUUGGGUAAUCCCGGCUGGGCGUAUGACGAUGUGCUACAGUUCUUUGUAAAAUCCGAAGACAACCGUAAUCCAUACCUCGCUCGCAAUCCAUACCAUGGACAAGGGGGACUGCUCACCGUGCAGGAAGCUCCCUGGCAUACACCACUCGUUGCGGCGUUCGUGGAAGCUGGCACCGAAAUUGGGUACGAAAAUCGGGACAUCAAUGGUGAGCGACAAACCGGCUUCAUGAUAGCGCAGGGCACCAUCCGAAGGGGAAGCCGCUGCUCUACGGCUAAAGCCUUUCUGCGCCCGAUACGGCUUCGCAAGAACCUGCACAUUGCGAUGAACUCACACGUUAGCAAGCUGGUCAUCGAUCCGGAAACGAAGCAUGCGGUCGGCGUUGAAUUCUUUCGGGGCGGUAAGCGACACUACGUGCGUGCCCGGAAGGAAAUUAUCAUGUCGGCCGGCUCGAUCAACACACCGCAGAUAUUGAUGCUGUCGGGUAUUGGACCGCGGGCCCAUCUCGAGGAUGUGGGCAUUACGACUAUUCAGGAUUUGCCGGUUGGCGAAAAUCUGCAGGAUCACGUCGGGAUGGGUGGCUUAACGUUUCUGGUGGACAAACCCGUAGCGAUUCUACAGAACCGUCUCGAGGCGGGCUCGGUGACAAUGAACUAUGUGAUUAACGAACGCGGCCCGAUGACCAUACUGGGUGGGCUGGAGGGCAUCGCAUUCGUUAACACGCCCUUCGCAAAUAUCACUGAUGACUGGCCGGACAUUCAGUUCCACAUGGCGCCGGCCUCACUCAACUCCGACGGUGGUGCUCGUGUCAAGAAGGUGCUUGGCCUCCGGGAGGACCUUUACAAGGAAGUAUUCCACCCGAUCGAAGACACGUACAGCUGGACGAUAAUGCCACUGUUGCUGCGGCCCCGGUCCCGCGGUUGGGUACGCCUCAAAUCCAAAAAUCCUUUCCACUACCCACUCAUGAACCCGAACUACUUUGAGGAUCCGUUCGACGCUGCCACCCUCGUCGAGGGUGCGAAGAUAGCGUUACGCGUUGGGGACGCCAAGGUGUUCAAGCAGUUCGGUAAUCGACUGUACCGCAAACCGCUACCAAACUGCAAGCAACAUAAGUUUUUAUCGGACGAGUAUCUUGACUGCCAGGUGCGUACGAUAUCAAUGACCAUCUACCAUCCGGUGGGGACGGCCAAAAUGGGACCGCAUUGGGAUCCCGGCGCGGUGGUUGACCCACGGCUGCGCGUUUACGGCAUAUCUGGGCUGCGCGUGAUCGAUGCUAGCAUUAUGCCAACUAUCGUAAGUGGCAACACGAAUGCGGCUGUCAUCAUGAUCGGUGAGAAGGGAGCACACAUGAUCAAAGAAGACUGGCUAGGGCACGAUCGAUGAGAUUCGGCUUGAGCAGCUGUGUCAUCAGCAAACCAUCCUGUGCCAUUCCAAAGUCGGGAGCAUUCUUCUAGCCAGCCCAAUCGUACCCCAAUAAUGCUCCUUAGAAACUCUACUAGGCCAGAUAUCGUCCCACCCUCUUUCAUUCUUGCGUUGUCAAGUUAUUGCGCAGCAACAUAAAAAUACCUCCCGCGAGUAUGCGUUGAACCAAGAUCUUAGUCCGAUAGCUAUUACUGUAGUUAGGUAAACGUGUGUGCGUUCUUUUUUCAUCGUAUUGUAUAA